Messenger RNA from Penicillium verhagenii, 1827 nucleotides. Its product is annotated as putative flavin-containing amine oxidase. The transcript is spliced from 2 exons. The record is from RefSeq and is a predicted model, not a curated record. Gene Ontology annotation, molecular function: oxidoreductase activity. Bases 1 to 1827 code for a protein of 608 amino acids. Lineage: Eukaryota; Fungi; Ascomycota; Eurotiomycetes; Eurotiales; Aspergillaceae.
AUGGGGCGCCACCUUGAAAUUCUGGAUCUACCGAACACGUCCAAAGUUUACUACGCCCCUGCCAUUAUCACAGCCCCAAACACCCGUCUCGUCCAUGUAUCUGGCCAAGCCGGGGUCACAAAGUCCGGUCAUGUCCCAAACGACUACGUAUCCCAGAUCCAUCUCGCCCUUGUGAAUCUACGCCGUGUGAUAAUUGCAUCCGGGGCCCGAGUCACAGAUAUUGCCAAACUCACGAUAUAUACCGUCAAUUACGACCCCAGAGCGUGCAAACAUACACGUCCAGUCCAACGUUUUCUGGGAGGCCAUAGGCCCGCAGUGACCCUUGUCCCAGUUUCUCAACUGGCAGUCCCUACAUGGCUCUUCGAAGUCGAGGCUUUAAUUGCCUGCCCUCCGAAACAAUCCAUCCCACCGACUCUGACAAGCAGACCUUUGGUUAAGAUUUAUGACGUUGUCAUUAUCGGUGCUGGUUUAGCUGGUUUGACAGCUGCCCACGAACUCUCUCGUACUGGACUGUCCUGUGUUGUUCUCGAAGCCCGUGAUCGCGUGGGGGGCAAAACCUGGAGUCAGCCUACGACUAGCGGCCGUGGUAUUCUCGAGCUUGGUGCUGGUUGGAUCAACGAUGUCAAUCAGACACGCAUGAUCGGGCUUGCGCGACAAUUAGGAUUAGAGCUUAUUGAGCAGAACACAACAGGAAACUGCGCACUACAAGAUUUGGACGGUACUAUCUCAGCAUUUGCAUAUGGCGAAAUCCCAAAGUUUGACCCCGCCUCCAUUGAUGAUGUUAUUCGAAUCCGCGAUAUGACCGAGACAGACUGCCAAGCUGUAGAUAUAUUUGACCCUCACGACACGCGCCUCGAUAGUAUGACAUUCGAGGCUUAUCUCCGGUCCAACAAUGCAUCCGAGAAAGCUUUCCUGACUGCAACGGUUUGGACGCGGGCGAUGCUCGGCAUCGACCCCUGCGACAUCUCCGCCCUUUUCUUCCUCAACUACUGCAAGUCCGGGGGAGGAUUGUUGCAGAUGCGAUCGGACCGCAAAGGAGGAGGUCAGCAUCUGCGAAUUCGACAAGGAACGCAAUCUUUCUCCAAGAAGCUGGCCGAGGCCCUUGUACCGAACACUAUCCAACUCAAUACUGCGGUGAAGCAAGUUCGCCAGGAGGGUGAUAAGGUGGACAUUUUUACUGCAAAUGGCACUAUAUAUCGAGGGCAUAAGGUCGUGACUACUGUUCCAAGCCCCGUGCUAAAGACAAUUUCCUUUGAGCCCGCCCUUCACCCGCGAAAGCUUGCCUGGUCCGAAUCUGCCAGCUACGGGUAUUACACCAAGGCUAUGAUGGUAUUCAAAACUCCCUUCUGGAUAGCCAAGGGCUUCUGUGGUCUAGCACAAUCAUUUAUUGGCCCUGCGGCCGUCGUUCGCGAUUCCUGCAGUCUAGUUGACGAAGAAUAUGUCCUUACAUGCUUCAUGUGUGGGCCCCAGGCUGAAGAAUGGGCUGCUCAGCCACAUAUAGAGCGGCAGAGUAAACUUUUGGCGCAAUUAGGUGCACUUUUCGGGGCCGAGGACACAAUCGAGCAGGACUUUGUGGAAAUGGUGUUAUAUGAGUGGAGCAAGGAUGAGCCAGCUGGGUAUGGUUGCCCAUGUGCUCACCUGGCUCCUGGCGUUUUGGACUCGCUCGGACCCAACGCGCUGCGUGAGCCGACCGGCAACUUACAUUUUGCUGGGACUGAGACAGCGGGCGAAUGGAAGGGCUACAUGGAAGGCGCUGUUCGUAGUGGUGAACGGGCUGCCAAGGAGGUUAUUGGUGGGUUGAAACUGGGCUUAUCUGGACGACUGUAA